Molecule: messenger RNA, 1460 nt
Organism: Echinops telfairi (small Madagascar hedgehog)
Lineage: Eukaryota; Metazoa; Chordata; Mammalia; Afrosoricida; Tenrecidae
Gene: DPEP1
Product: dipeptidase 1
Exons: 11
Coding region: 85-1326 (413 amino acids)
Biological process (GO): proteolysis
Molecular function (GO): metallodipeptidase activity
Source: RefSeq, a predicted model, not a curated record
UCCAGCUGCCGCACUGCCGACAACAGCCGGCCACCAGACUCCAGUCCCCUUUCCUUCACAGCAGCACAGCAAGCAAGACUAGCCAUGUGGCACGGCUGGUGGCUGUGGUCCCUGGUGGCUGUCUGCGUGGCAGACACGUUCAGAGAGCAGGCAGAGAGGAUCAUGCAGGGCACUCCUGUCAUCGAUGGGCACAAUGACCUGCCCUGGCAGCUGCUGACCAAGUUCAACAACCGGCUGGGAGACCAGCGGGCCGACCUCCACACCCUGAGUGGCACACACACCAACAUCCCCAAGCUGAAGGCUGGCUUCGUGGGCGGCCAGUUCUGGUCGGCAUACACUCCCUGCGAUACUCAAAACAAAGACGCCGUGAAGAGGACGCUGGAGCAGAUGGACGUCAUCCACCGCAUGUGUCAGAGGUACCCGGAGACCUUCACCUGCGUCACCAACAGCUCAGGAAUCAGGCAAGCCUUCCAAGACAAGAAAGUGGCCAGCCUCAUUGGCGUGGAAGGCGGCCACUCCAUUGACAGCAGCCUGGGCGUCCUGCGCGCGCUCUACCACUUGGGCAUGCGUUACCUGACCCUGACUCACAGCUGCAACACUCCCUGGGCUGACAACUGGCUGGUGGACACAGGAGAGAAUGAUGCCGAGAGCCAGGGCCUGUCACCCUUUGGGGAGUUGGUGCUGAAGGAGAUGAACCGCCUGGGUGUCCUUGUGGACCUGGCCCACGUGUCCAAAGCCACCAUGCUUGCUGUUCUGAAAAAGUCUGCAGCUCCGGUCAUCUUCAGCCACUCCUCGGCCUACGAGAUCUGCCAGCACAGGCGCAAUGUGCCUGAUGACGUGCUGCGGCUGGUGAACCAGACAGGCAGCCUGGUGAUGGUGAACUUCUACAACGACUACGUGUCAUGCGGACAGGAGGCCACACUCUCCCAAGUAGCAGACCACUUGGAUCACAUCAAGAAGGUGGCGGGUGCUGGAGCAGUGGGCUUUGGUGGGGACUUUGAUGGCGUUUCCAGGGUGCCCGUGGGCCUGGAGAAUGUGUCCAAAUACCCAGACCUGGUGGCCGAGCUGCUGCGGAGGCAGUGGACAGAGGCGGAGGUCCGGGGUGCCCUGGCUGACAACCUGCUGCGAGUCUUCGAGAGAGUGGAGCAGGUGAGCAGUCAGAGUCACACACAAACUCCCGAGGAGGAGCCCAUCGACCUGGACAAGGUGGAGGGGUCCUGCAGGACCAAGUACGGCUACUCCGCUGCCCCUGGCUUCCACCACCAGCUGGGGAUCCUGCCGGCCGCCCUCACCCUGGUCCUGCUGAGCAGUGGGUGCCCACUAUGAGGCCCGGGACCAGACACUGCCCUCCAACUCCUUGAGCAGAGACUAGCUGAUUAAGCAGAGAUUUCGCCAGUUGCCCCGAGCUCAAGGCAAGGGACACAUGGGAUCUCAAUAAAGGCCCUGACUGCCCCCUUCCA